AAAGGGAAUCCGGGAAGGGGGCGGUCCCACCGCGGGGGGGUAUAUAGGGAGCCGGAGCGCGCGGCUGGCCGUACAGCAGCAGCAGGAGCAGGACACGAGGGCGACUUUCGGCGGCACGAGAGCGCUUCAGUCCCAUAGAAUCCUCCUUUGGCGACACUGCGCUAAGAACUCUGAUCAUCUCCCUGUGAACUGGCAUUAAAGCGUUCCUUUCAGUUAUUAGUGGUACACAAAUGGAUUUUUCAUCGGAUACAUUUCCCGUCUUAGUGUAAUAUUAUUAUACAUUUCUGCACUGCUACUUAAAACUUUUGACAGCUUAAAAAGUUUCAAGUUCCAUAAGGAAUUUUCUUUUUUAAGUUACUUUUUAAAGAGUCUUUUUGUCCUUUUCACGGCACCAUUAUGUGGUUUUAUUAUGCGCUGUGCUGUGCUGCGCUUCUGUGCGCGAGCGUGGCGCGCGGAGCGUGGCAGGAGGACACGGCGGUGCCGGUCCGAAUCGACGCGACGGAGCCCCCCGGGCACGCGGCUGCUGAGAAACGGAUCUACCGGCUGGACGUCUUUGGCAAGCGGAUGGUGCUCGAGCUCGAGCCGGACCACACUUUCCUGGCGCCCGGGUUCGUCUUCCAGGCGGUGGGACUGCCCGGCGAGGGUUCGGAGCCCGAGGCGCGCGGCUGGGGACGGGGGUCGGACGGCUCGGACUCGCCGCGCUGCUUCUACUCGGGAUCCGUGAACGGGGAGGCCGGUUCGGCAGCCGCGAUCAACGUGUGCCGUGGGCUCCGGGGCGGCUUCUACGUGCGCGGAGAGGAGUUCUUCAUCGAGCCCGGCAACAACGUCACGGACACGGGCGCGUCCGAGCGCAGCCGCCACACGGUCCGCCGGAGGAGCCGCACGCUGCGCGCCGGGGAGGGCGGCUCCAAGUGCGGCGUGAACGAGGAGGAGGAGCGGGUGCCCGAGCAGCGCCGCGAGGAGGAGCCGCGAGCGCAGGGGGCCGCAGCGCGCCGUCGAUCGCGCCGCUUCGUGUCCAGCCCACGCUACGUGGAGAUGCUGCUGGUGGCGGAUCAGUCGAUGGUCGAGUUUCACAAAAAAGGACUCAAGUCAUACCUGCUGACCAUCAUGGCUGUAGCCUCUCGCCUGUACCGCCACCCCACCAUCCACAACUCCAUCAGCCUGGCCGUGGUGAAGCUGCUCGUGGUCCACGAAGGGCAGCACGGGCCGGACGUCACCUCCAACGCGGCCCUCACCCUCCGCAACUUCUGUCAGUGGCAGCGGCAACACAACCCGCCCAGCGACCGGAACCCUGAGCACUACGACACGGCCGUGUUGUUCACAAGAAAGGAUCUGUGUGGCGCUCACUCCUGUGACACAUUAGGCAUGGCAGAUGUGGGCACUGCGUGUGAUCCUGAAAGGAGCUGCUCCAUCAUCGAAGAUGACGGCCUGCAGGCGGCGUUCACUGUGGCACAUGAGCUGGGUCACGUGUUAAACAUGCCCCAUGAUGACGCAAAGCAAUGCGGCAGUAUCAACGGCGCCAACUGGAACUCCCACAUGAUGGCAUCCACCCUGUCCAACCUGGACCAGCUGCAGCCGUGGUCCCCCUGCAGCGCCCUCAUGGUCACCUCCUUCCUGGAUAAUGGCCACGGUCAGUGUCUGCUGGACAAGCCCCAGAAGCCUCAGCCACUGCCCAAGGCCCUGCCAGGCUCAGUGUAUGAUGCAGACCAACAGUGCCAGCUGACUUUUGGGGAGGACUCCCAGCAUUGCCCGGACCUGAGCACGACCUGCGCUGCCCUCUGGUGUACCGUGACAGCCCCCGGGGGUCUUCUUGUCUGCCAGACGAAAAACUUUCCCUGGGCCGAUGGCACGCCGUGUGGGCCGAACAGCUCGUGCCUGGCUGGCCAGUGUCUAACCAAGAAGCAGGCUGUGGAGUACCAGGUCCCUGUCAAUGGUGAUUGGGGGGAGUGGGGUCCCUGGGGGGACUGCUCACGCACGUGCGGGGGUGGGGUGCAGUACUCCUUCAGGGACUGCAACAACCCUGUGCCCAAGAAUGGGGGCAAGUACUGCGAGGGCAAGAGGAUCCAGUACCGCUCCUGCAACACCCAGCUGUGCCCCGACACUAAUGGUCUGUCAUUCCGUGAGGAGCAGUGCCUGGCCCACAAUGACAUCUUCACCAGUAUGUCAUUUGGCUCAGGAGAUGGAGUUGAGUGGGUCCCCAAGUAUGCGGGCAUCUCCCCCAAAGACCGCUGCAAGUUGGUGUGCCGAGCCAAAGGGACAGGCUACUUCUUUGUCCUAAAACCCAAGGUGGCAGACGGAACUCCUUGCAGCCCCGAUUCCACAUCUGUGUGCGUGCAAGGCCAAUGUGUGAAGGCUGGCUGCGACCGGGUCAUCGGUUCUAACCGCCGCUUUGAUAAGUGUGGCAUCUGCGGUGGGGAUGGAACCACAUGCAAGAAAGUGGCUGGGUCACUGGAUCGUGCCAGGCCUGGUUAUCAGGAUGUAGUGACCAUCCCUGCUGGAGCCACGCAUGUGGAUAUAAAACAGAGAGCUGCGGGUCGUCAUGACAGCAGCUACCUAGCCAUCCGAAGGCAGAAUGGGACCUACCUGCUGAACGGGGAAUAUAAGCUGACCACACUGGAAACUGACAUUUCCCUGCGGGGGGCGCUGCUUCGCUACAGCGGCUCCUCGGCCUCCCUGGAGCGCAUCCGAAGCUUCGCGCCGCUCCCAGAACCCCUCACCAUCGUGGUCCUCUCAGUCGGGGACUCUCCUCAGCCCCGCAUCAAGUACAGCUACUUCGCCCCGCGGCCCGCCUCCCGCCGCCGCCUCUCCAUUAACGCCAUCCAGGAGUCCGGUGGUGCCGAGUGGGUGCUGCGCGACUGGGGCUCCUGCUCCAAGACGUGCGGCGGUGGAGUGCAGCAGCGUGACGUUGACUGCCUGGACUUCCAGGGCCGGCCCUCGUCCGAAUGUCCCCUUGAACUGCGGCCGGUUUCUUCGCAGCCGUGCGCCCCUCAUCCCUGCCCCGCGUGGCAGCUGGAGGAGUGGUCCGCCUGCUCCAAAACCUGCGGGCAGGGCUUCCGAAAGCGUUCCCUGCGAUGCCUGAGGCACGACGGUCAUCCUCUACCCCACGAGAGCUGUGAUCCCGACAAGCGGCCGAGGCCCCGACUGGACCUGUGCAGCCUAGGGCCCUGCUAAAGACCGUGUCCGAGGAAGGGAGCCCGAAAAAGACUCCCAAAAGGACAUUUGGAAGAGAAACAAAACACUUCUAGCAAAUUAUAGCAAAUUAAUUGCUGUAACUGUCUGUUACUUACAGCUGUAUACAUUCCAGCAAAUUGUACAGGACAAAUGAGCCUGCGAGGAGAAUGUUUACAUUUUGAACAGUGUUUAGAAUGGUGUGCGUCUCCGUGGGGAGCGGUGAGGCCACGGUCGCGCCGUCAGGUUGGUCGCACGCAGACAGGACGCCGGGCAGAGCCGAAGGUGCGCUUGGCACGUAGUUGAAAUGCUCUGCUCGUAUUUGAUGAGCUUCGCGAGAAAAGAAAAAAAAAAUGACACAUUGGUGUUGAAGUAUGCUGCUCUGAGCAUCGAGGGUGAGGUGUGUGUGUGUGUGUGCGUGUGUGUGUGUGCGUGCGUGCGUGCGUUCUGUCCGAGCUGGACUGGACAGAAGUAAUUCUGAUUCUCAGCAAAAGUUAGAAUGAGGUGUUCUACAACACUUCCCGCCUUGCAAAAGAGGAAGCUCUGGCACCUGAAAGCUCACCUUCACAUUGUUAUCCUCUCAUCCUCUUCCAUCACCUCUUGUCUCCGCCUGUUCCAGCAAGGGGUUUCAGCCAACGGCUGACGAGUUGCAGUCAACGUCCCGCUCGGAGGAUCCUUCUUCGACCCGCCAAUCGUGCUUCGCACUCCCUGUUCUUCCUUUCCUUAUGCCCCCCCGCCAUCCCGUUACGCACCGCCAACCCUGUACCUUCAGUACCAACUCACCUAAUAUCAGUCAUCCAGCACAUUGUUAGUUC
Scleropages formosus (Asian bonytongue) is the source of this 3983-nucleotide messenger RNA. RefSeq names its product ADAM metallopeptidase with thrombospondin type 1 motif, 1 (gene adamts1). The record is from RefSeq and is a predicted model, not a curated record. The transcript has 9 exons. NCBI's taxonomy places the organism in Eukaryota, Metazoa, Chordata, Actinopteri, Osteoglossiformes, Osteoglossidae. Gene Ontology annotation, biological process: proteolysis; extracellular matrix organization. Gene Ontology annotation, cellular component: extracellular matrix. Bases 397 to 3171 code for a protein of 924 amino acids. Gene Ontology annotation, molecular function: zinc ion binding; metalloendopeptidase activity.